AUGACUGCUUCUACCAAUUCUAGUAACGACCAGAAAAACAGAACCCCGUUAAUUUUGAAUUCAUUUUGUAUGGGAUGUCUGGGUUUACAAUGUCCAGGUUUAUGGUCGCAUCCAGAUGAUAAAUCUCGAGACUUUAAUACUAUUGAGUAUUGGGUCAAUUUGGCACAAUUGUUAGAAAAGGGGAAAUUUAAUGCUCUUUUCAUUGCUGAUGUAUUAGGUCCCUAUGAUGUUUAUGAUGGUCCAGGAAAUUUUAGAUCCGUUGCGAAAAGUGGAGCUCAGUUCCCCACUACAGAGCCAAGUGCAGUUGUUUCUGCUAUGGCAGCUGUUACGAAAAACAUUAGUUUUGGGGUAACAUUCCUGACAAUUAGUGAGAACCCAUACCAUUUUGCCAGAAGAUUGGCUACUUUGGAUCAUUUGACAAAAGGUAGAGUUGGUUGGAAUGUUGUUAGUUCUUAUUUGGAUUCAGCAGCUAGAAAUUUACUUAACGGAGAAUCAUUACCACCUCAUGCAGAACGGUACGAAAGAGCUCAAGAAUAUAUUGAUGUUGUGUAUAAAUUAUUUUUGAGUUCUUGGAGUGACGAUGCCGUUGAAUUGAAGAACCGAGUUUUCACUAAUCCUGAUAAAGUCAGAGAAAUAAACCAUAAAGGGAAAUUUUUCACUGUUCCCGGACCCAGUAUUACUGAGCCAACUCCACAAAGAUUACCUGUUAUUAUUCAAGCUGGUACUUCAAAAGCAGGUAAAGAGUUUGCUGCCAGAAACGCUGAAGUAGUGUUUAUCACUACAUUCUCUCCUGAAGAAUUAGGCAAACAAAUCAAGGCCAUCAAAACUCUUGCCAAAGAAAAGUAUGGUCGUCCCGAAGGUUCCAUCAAGUUUUUGCAGUUGAUUACUCCAGUGGUUGCUGACACCCAUGAGUUAGCAGAAGAGAAAUUUAAAGAAUUGCAACUGUACGGGGAUUUAGAUGGUGCCCAAGCACUUUUUUCUGGAUGGACAGGUAUUGACAUUGGAAAAUACGAUUAUGAGGAUAACAUCACCGAUAAAGGCACGAAUGCUGUCAAAUCGUUUUUAGAGUUGUGGAAUAAAACAUCUCCUGGUGAGCCAGCAAAUGUUAAAAAGACUAGACGUGAUAUUGCCCGUCAAAUCACCGUUGGUGGAUUGGGACCAGUGUUUUAUGGUACCCCUGAGGAAGUGACAGAUGAAAUUGAACGUUGGGUUGAUAUUUCAGGGGUUGAUGGAUUUAAUGUGACUUAUGCUAUUUCUCCAGGAACUUUUGAAGAUUUUGUUGAGAAAGUUAUUCCAUUACUUCAGGAAAGAGGAUUGGCACAAGAGGAUUACCCACAGGAUUUGGACCAUCCUUUGACUUUCAGAGAACAACUAUUUGGUAGUGAAAGAAAAGAACCAUAUUAUUUAUUGGAAAGUCAUCCUGCUUAUGAUUUGAGAUGGCGAGCUGGUGAAAGCAAGGAUGAAUUUGAAAGAAGGCUUAACAAGAAAAGAAAAAGUGAAGCCCAAGAAAUUGCAUAA
Messenger RNA from Candida dubliniensis CD36, 1518 nucleotides. RefSeq lists its product as uncharacterized. Gene Ontology annotation, molecular function: monooxygenase activity; oxidoreductase activity, acting on paired donors, with incorporation or reduction of molecular oxygen. The record is from RefSeq and is a predicted model, not a curated record. Bases 1 to 1518 code for a protein of 505 amino acids. The transcript has a single exon. NCBI's taxonomy places the organism in Eukaryota, Fungi, Ascomycota, Pichiomycetes, Serinales, Debaryomycetaceae.